AUGCAUCUUGUUACGCUGAGCACAUGCAACCUCAACCAGUGGGCGCUGGACUUUGAGGGGAACACAGACCGAAUUAUCCGCAGUAUCCAUGAGGCCAAGAGAGCUGGCGCGAAACUGCGAGUCGGCCCAGAACUGGAAGUCUCCGGCUAUGACUGUCUGGAUCACUUUCUUGAGGGCGACCUCUAUCUUCACUGCUGGCAACAGAUGUACCGUAUCCUGACGGACACGUCAUGCUUUGGCAUCCUUCUCGAUAUUGGCAUGCCCGUUCUGCAUCGCGGCAACCGCUUCAACUGCCGCGUCCUCGCCCUAGACGGCAAGAUCAUCAUGAUCCGUCCCAAACUGUUCCUGGCAGCCGACGGUAACUACCGCGAGAACCGCUACUUUAUUGCCUGGCAUGGACCUCGCCAUGUCGAGGAGUACUACCUGCCGCCCAUGAUGCAGGACCUGCAGGGCUCGAUCAAGGUCCCGAUCGGUGACGCCGUCAUCAGCACGCCAGACACCUGCCUCGGUGCCGAGACGUGCGAAGAACUGUUUACACCAAACUCCCCUCAUAUCGGCAUGGGCCUUUCGGGUACCGAGAUCUUUACAAACAGCUCCGGCUCUCAUCACAGUUUGAGAAAGCUCGACAUCCGUGUCUCGCUCAUCCUUGAGGCGACCCGCAAGAACGGCGGUGUUUAUCUGUAUUCCAACUGCCGCGGCGCAGGUGGAGAGCGUCUCUACUAUGACGGCUGUUCAAUGAUUAUCGUGAACGGUAACAUUGUGGCUCAAGGCAGCCAGUUCUCCUUGAAAGACGUGGAGGUCAUCACGGCUACAGUAGACCUGGAAGAGGUCCGGUCGUACCGCUUCACGCCUUCCCGUGGCAUGCAGGCAAUGCAGGCCCCGGCGUACCGGCGCAUCGAGGUUGAUUUCAGCCUGGCAGACAACAACCCUGGCCUGGCCCCUACCAAGUCUCAACUGCCACGGUACCACCUCCCAGAGGAAGAAAUCGCACUCGGCCCUGCCUGCUACCUGUACGACUACCUCCGCCGGUCGGGUGCGUCCGGCUUUCUUUUGCCGCUCAGUGGUGGCAUCGACAGCUGCUCAACGGCUGUGAUUGUCUUCAGCAUGUGCCGACUGGCUAUGGCAGCGGUUGCCGAGGGGAACGAGACAGUGAUUGCCGAUGUCAAGCGGUUGUGCCGACACGCCAAGGAAUUUCCAAAAACUCCGGAAGAGUUUUGCAACAACAUCAUGCACACCAUCUACAUGGGCAUGAAGACGCAGUCGAGCAAGGAGACACGGCAGCGGGCCGAGUUUCUCGCGCGUGACAUUGGCAGCCACCAUACCGACAUCAACAUUGACAACGCCUUCCACUCGUUCAAGGGCCUCCUCACGGAUGCUACAGGCUUUGAGCCAAAGUUCAAGGUCUACGGCGGUGGCAAUACGGAGAACCUGAGUGUGUUAACGGAAUUGGCCACCAGUGCUCUCCAAAAUAUCCAGGCGCGGUCCCGCAUGGUCGCGGCCUACGAGUUUGCACAGCUACUGCCGACUGUGCGCUUCGGCGAGGGUGCGGGCGGUCUGCUUGUACUUGGCUCUGCCAAUGUUGACGAAUGCCUCCGUGGCUAUCUCACGAAAUACGAUUGUUCGAGCGCCGAUAUCAACCCCAUUGGAUCCAUCUCGAAGAAGGACCUCAAGCGGUUUAUUGCAUGGGCCGAGAAGGAGUUCAAGCUGCCCAUCCUCGGCGAGUUCUUGAAUGCCGUCCCAACGGCCGAGCUUGAGCCCAUUACGGGAGACUAUGUCCAGUCCGACGAAGCGGACAUGGGCAUGACGUACGACGACCUCUCCACGUUUGGCGUGCUCCGGAAAGAGAUGAAGCUGGGCCCCUACUACAUGUUCCAGAAGCUUGUGCAUGACUGGAAGGAAGAGCGCGGUCUCGAGCCCCGCCAGGUGGCCGAGAAGGUCAAGAAGUUCUUUGCCUUUUACGCCAUCAACCGCCACAAGAUGACUACGAUGACGCCGUCCGUGCAUAUGGAGACAUACUCGCCCGACGACAACCGCUUCGACCAUCGGCCGUUCCUGUACCCGCGCAUGUGGGACAACUGGUCCUUCAAGAUGAUUGACCAGGACGUCGAGCGCAUGGAGGCGGCGCAGCUGGAGUCGCGUGAAGCCGCCCAGGCCAGCAGCCACGGCGACAACUGA
This is a messenger RNA of Sporothrix brasiliensis 5110, 2175 nucleotides long. RefSeq names its product NAD+ synthase (glutamine-hydrolyzing). The record is from RefSeq and is a predicted model, not a curated record. The transcript is spliced from 14 exons. NCBI's taxonomy places the organism in Eukaryota, Fungi, Ascomycota, Sordariomycetes, Ophiostomatales, Ophiostomataceae. Gene Ontology annotation, biological process: NAD+ biosynthetic process. Gene Ontology annotation, molecular function: ATP binding; glutaminase activity; NAD+ synthase (glutamine-hydrolyzing) activity. Bases 1 to 2175 code for a protein of 724 amino acids. Gene Ontology annotation, cellular component: cytoplasm.